AUGUCGGGCCCAGACCAGCCUGAGCCCAUCGUGGAUACGACGCGAUCCCUCAAGCGCAAGCAGCUCUCCGACGACGACCAAGGCGAGCUCGACGCCCUCGACAGCAUCUUCAAGCGCAUAAAGACGGCGGUCCCGCGCACACCAUAUAUACUUUCCACGCCAUCCUUACAUCCGUACCGGUACUACUCACAGCAACAAGCCAACGCCUGGAAAUUGGGAAGGCUGUUCAAGUCGGAGGAGGAGCACCUGCAGUACAGGACAUAUCUAUACCGGGAGCCGUGUCAGGAUUGCUUCGAGCUGCAGGCGGGAGAAGACGACGAACCUGAGCCCGAACCACCACGCUCCCAGGCCGCGAAUGGCCAGCCAGCGAAGAAGAAACCCAACCUCUCAGCUUUCAAGGUCAAGCAAGCGAACGGUCCCAACACUCCCAGCGUCAAGAUCAGCUCGCCCAGUUCUGCGCCGGACAAGAAACAGGCGAAUGGGGCCAGCAAGUCUGAAAAACUGUCUGCGCCGUCCCAAAAGACCGAGCCCAAGUCGCCCAAGUCAUCCUCUGGUACUACACGCGACGAGCCUCCCAUCCGGAAAGCCGACAGAGGCGCCCCUUCUUCAAACCGGCCGCGAGCCCCUUCCACAACGAAGAGCGAGACAACCAGUUCCAAGGGCAAGAUUGAAAAGUCGGACCCUUCCAAUUCAACACCACACGGCCUACCUCCGCUGCUUUCGCCAGUACACGAGCCAAUGGGCAACCCAUACGGCCUCCCGAACAUUUUAUCCCCCACCCUCCCCUCAAACAUACAAGCCGAGCUCGACAGAAUGGAAGUACAGCGGAAGCGCACAGAUUCCGACGCAUCUGUGUCAUCUUCAGAUCGCAAAAGUCAAACGCUUGCUGUGCCACCCAGUGGAUCUCAACAGUCCAACGGUACACCAAAGUCAGAGAACCGAGCGCGCUCAGUUUCCAUCAACGGCAACGGCAAAAAGCCCAACCCCGAACCAGUCAGUCAAGUCGAACAAACAGAUUCUAGUAUGGUAGUUAAGCUGAAAUUCUCAAAGACCAAGGCGCCUGUCGUUGGCCAGAUUCUCCGCCUACCAUCGAGACGAGCGAAUGCCGAGAAGAAGGAGCGCAACGAUACCUCCAAGGCGACUCAAAUGGCAGACACGCAGCCCAAGGUCACGGAUCCGCCUGUCAUUAAGAAGAAGGCAAUUCCCAAGGUCGCUGCACGACAGACUACAACGCCAUCAAAAGUUGCAGAGAAGCGGCCGCGCGCGGAAGAGGAAUCGACAUUGGCGGUACCGCCCACUAAGCGACCCAGAGCAGGCUCAACACAAGACCGGCCCAUUACCCCUCUCCAAAAUAGCCAGACGCAAUACGCAACCCCUAAGAAGGACCUGAAAUCAGUCAACAUGCUACGAACCCAGUCUUCCGAGAGCAAUGACGCAACGCCUGGCCGGUCUGGUGCAACCCCAGCCGGCGCGAAACCUACAUCUGCUCCUCUUAACAACAAGAAGCAGGCAGACAUUUCGCUGCUUGGACAUACGUCAGCGAGGUGGAAUCAAAUGGGUAGAGCCCUCAAGCAUGAGGCCACCAAGAUCCUCACCAGCGGCAAGAUCUCGAAGCAGGAUGAGAAGAGGGCCGCAGUUACUAACCUUGAGUGUAUUCUCGCCUACAUGGCCGCCUACUUCGCCCAAGACCUCUCCCUCCACAUGCGCGGCCGCCCCGGCGAAGUAGAACAAACCUGGAAAACGCUCCUCCCCCUCUGCCUCUCCUACUCGCGCAGCACAAAAGACCUCCAGCACCUCGACGGCCUCCGCUCUUACCUCAGCUCCGUAAUCGCCGCCGCAAUCUGCACACACGUCUCCCAGCGCUGCAACAACCCUAAAACGCACGACUCGCCGCAAGAUGGUACGGGUCAUAGUGGUGGUAAUACGGCUGAAGCGUCCCGCCAGCACAACUCGCUCGCGGAAAACUUCGCCCUCCUGUCUGAUCACACGAUUAAAAUGCAUCGCCACUACCAAGACGCGCGUAUUGCGCUGCCGAUUGAGGAUCUCCAAUCGUUAUAUAAGAAAACGUAUGCGGCAAGGGAAUCCAAUGCGAGACUAGCCCGCGAACCGGAGAAGCUCAGCGGCGCGAAGAUGUCAGGACCGUACUUUUUGCCGUUGGGCGCCGAUACCACGCCCAUCCAAGCUGUACGAUUUGGUUUGAGGUUUCUGGCUGAGUAUUGCGAGAUUGAGGGGCUGAAGUAUGGGUUGAGGGUUAAUCUUGAGAGGCCUGAGUAG
This is a messenger RNA of Alternaria ventricosa, 2274 nucleotides long. RefSeq lists its product as uncharacterized. The record is from RefSeq and is a predicted model, not a curated record. The transcript is spliced from 3 exons. NCBI's taxonomy places the organism in Eukaryota, Fungi, Ascomycota, Dothideomycetes, Pleosporales, Pleosporaceae. The coding region runs from base 1 to 2274 and encodes 757 amino acids.